GGGGCGGGGCCGCCUCCGCGCCCGGGAGCCCCUGGGCUCGCGGCAGCGGCCCCGCGAGUCCGCGGAGGAGCGGCGGGCGGGCGAUGGAGCCCGGAAGACCCCGGGCGAGAGGAGGCGGGGUGGCGGAGGCGGGGAGAACGCGGGGGCGGCGGCUGGCAGGGGGCGCUGGAGGCACGAGCCGCCCGUGCGCUCCCGGCGCCCGCGGGUCCAGGAGGCCCUGAAGCCCCGCGAGCCCCGCGAGCCUCGGGGCCGGGCGGCGGCGGCCGGCGUGGGGGGCGCCGCGGCCGCCGGGGCUGCGCCGGCUUCGGCGCCUUUGUUCUCGCGCCCCUCGCCGCCCACUCCCCUGCUGCGGCGCGGCGGCGGCGCCCCUCCCGCCCGAGGCGGGCGGGCUCGACGCCGGGGGCGGCCGGGGGCGGGGGGAGCGCGCCAGCCGCCGGAGCCGGGGGCGAUGGCGAAGCUCCGGGUGGCUUACGAGUACACGGAAGCCGAAGACAAGAGCAUCCGGCUCGGCUUGUUUCUCAUAAUCUCCGGCGUAGUGUCACUCUUCAUCUUCGGCUUCUGCUGGCUCAGUCCCGCGCUGCAGGCUCUGCAAGCCACGGCGGCCAACUGCACGGUGCUGUCGGUGCAGCAGAUCGGCGAGGUGUUCGAGUGCACCUUCACCUGUGGCGCCGACUGCCGCGGCACCUCGCAGUACCCCUGCGUCCAGGUCUACGUGAACAACUCCGAGUCCAACUCCAGGGCUCUGCUGCACAGCGACGAGCAUCAGCUCCUCACCAACCCUAAGUGCUCCUAUAUCCCUCCCUGUAAGAGAGAAAACCAGAAGAACUUGGAAAAUGUCAUGAAUUGGCAACAGUACUGGAAAGAUGAAAUUGGUUCCCAACCAUUCACUUGCUAUUUUAAUCAAUUUCAAAGCACCUCUCUGUGGCCCGUUACCUGUGAGCGGCGUUCUUCACCAGCCGCCUGGCGCUCUGCGCUCUGCCUUCCUGACGGUGUUCCCACCUGCACACGACACCAGGCCAGAUGAUGUGCUCCUACAUCGCACGCAUGAUGAGAUCGUCCUCCUGCAUUGCUUCCUCUGGCCCCUGGUGACAUUUGUGGUGGGAGUUCUCAUUGUGGUCCUGACCAUCUGUGCCAAGAGCCUGGCAGUCAAGGCAGAAGCUAUGAAGAAGCGCAAGUUCUCUUAAAGGGGAGUAGACAUGCGGAACGCAAAGCACAGAAGCUGUGCUCAUCGGCACACGUCUACCUGCAGAACCUGUUUCCUGGCACAGCGGGUGGAAGGGGCCGUGAGAGGGCUCCAAGAGGACCCUCCCUCAAAGGCAGCAGAAACAGCCUGAAGUGGGAGACUGGGAACCUCGUAUAUCGUAUUCCAUGUGUCGUAGCUAUAGCUAACGGGUCAAGCUCUUAGCUGUAUGGAGUAACUAUAUUUUCCCUGGAAAGUAACAGCAUAUAUUUGUACAGUGUAGUAUACAAACCAUUAUGAUUUAUGCUACUUAGAAAUAUUAAAUUAGAGUUGUCUGUGU
Manis pentadactyla (Chinese pangolin) is the source of this 1520-nucleotide messenger RNA. It is a transcript of the gene KCNMB4, whose product is annotated as potassium calcium-activated channel subfamily M regulatory beta subunit 4. The record is from RefSeq and is a predicted model, not a curated record. Gene Ontology annotation, biological process: detection of calcium ion; potassium ion transport. Bases 449 to 1024 code for a protein of 191 amino acids. Gene Ontology annotation, cellular component: voltage-gated potassium channel complex; membrane. Gene Ontology annotation, molecular function: calcium-activated potassium channel activity; potassium channel regulator activity. The transcript is spliced from 4 exons. NCBI's taxonomy places the organism in Eukaryota, Metazoa, Chordata, Mammalia, Pholidota, Manidae.